AUGACGAUGGGUGAACCCGUUGACACGACGUCCGUGCAGGCCUUCAAGCCCUUCCGUUAUGUGCCUUACCGCAAUGUCCCGCUGGUGGUGACGGACCCCGAUUAUAACUCGCUGAUGGACGAGAAAGUGGACUUCACUCCCGCUACCGUGACGUUGGCGCUGCUCACGGAGGAACUCCCGGGGAGGCACUGCAGCCUUCUCCUUGUGGCACACGCGAAUGAUCUUCAGGAACUCGCGAGCGAGAACCGCUCAGUGGUUUUCCACGUGGACCCGAAAGCCAGACAGCGCUUCCACGAUGUCGCUUUCAACACCGUGCACGAGUGGAUCAUGAGCACUGCUCGUGCGCACGCACUAUCGAGUGUCGGCGGGGCCGGUUUCGAACGGCCGAAAGAGUCCGACAUCGACGAACGUUUGAAGAGGUGGAAGCACGUGGUUCAUCUGGAUUGCGGUAAUUUGAGAGACACCGCACCCAUCACUGGCCUACGCAUGGCGGAGGUGUAUAAAACGUUCCUUGCCAACAUGGAAGCCGUCGUUGCGCAACCCUCGUCGUACGAAUUCAAGUCCAUGGGGCGCAAGGAGCAGAAGCUGUUUUGUCAACAGAUUGCGCUGUACAUUGAGGGUAUCGCGCUGGGGCAGAAGUUCGAAGGCGCCCUUUUACAGCAAGGGACAGAAGCUUCUGUGGAGGGUGGGGAGGAUCCUGGCGGAAACUCCGGGCACGCUGAUGAGGGUCACGUUGGCGGGUCGUCGGUUACCGCUCCAACCGCGGGAGACGUGACGUUGCACAAGGAAGGUGUAGAACGGGGCAAUCCCAAGGGUGGCAAGGGGAAGCCGAGGGAGGUGGCUGAGGGGAGCAAGGGGAAGCCAAAGGAGGCGUCUGAGGGGAGCAGGGGGAAGCUUAAUAAGGAGGUUGAGCUUGCGGAGGAAAAGGAGAAGGGUACCAAGUAUGUCGGGCACGCGAACCAGGUACUUGAUAAGGCGGCGGAUACGUUGGCUCGUUCCCGAGCGAUGCAAGACACCCUUGCCAAGGGCGUCGAGCAACUGGUGGGUGAUGACGCCAAGGCAGCGGCGAAGACACAGGAGACGGUGAAGUCUGUGGAAACGUCGCUUGCUGGUGUCGGAGACCAGCUCAAGACGGCCGCGGAAGGUGCCGUUGCGGGGGUUGGGCCGCAUGUCGACGAGGCUGUGAAGGCUGCUGUGACGACUGCUGUCUCGGAUGCAGCAAAAACCAUGCAGGAGGUUCUCGUCGAAGCCGUGAAGGGGGUGGUCAACAAGAAGCUGCAGGAGAUUAAAGCCUCCAUCGUUGCGCAGGUCGACAAGCGUGUCCGCGAGGCUGUCGCUGACUCCACCAACGGCUUGAAGACGGAGAUCGUCUCCAUGGUUCGGGAGACAACGAGACAGGCCUUUGGCGAAGCUGGAUUCGCCGCUCUUCCGAGCGUUUUUGGAGCCGCAACAGCUUUGGCACGCCAAGGUGGAGGAGGGGGUGCUGGCGCGAAGCAUCCUCGUGGGGAUGAUGGAAGUGAUACGCGUGGCAGGAUGGCAGCAGAUACAGUCCACAGCGAAGCCACGCGGCUGAAACGCUCGAAGGCUGGCGGGCUGGAGAAGGGUGUGGGGGACGUCCCAUCGAAACAGGGUGCAUGGUACGCAACCACCAAGCGGAGGUGGCAUUGUGUUGGGCCUUCCGUCGAGGGGUCUCGCUGGCCGUGGAGGUGUGGAACAGACUGGUGCGGAAGGCGCUGUUCAAAGGGCGGCGCCGCGGAUUCAGGAGGUGCCGGGGGGGGGGCGCAAGGAGACGUUCACAAUUUCCUGGCAGGGAUGCGAGCCGCCAUGGAAACGGAUCGGCAACAGCACCCGAUGGAUGACCAGGGACUUGCGGCAAUCCGGGUGGGAUUGCAUGAGCUCCAGCCCGUGGGCAAUCACCAUGCGCAUGCGCAUCCUCAGCGCCCCGUAGCCUACACACCUGCUGCGGACGACGACGCACAUGCAAGCGGGGCUAUACCAGCCGAGGGUCGACUCAGCUUCCCUCCGGACUUGUUCGACAUUCAUCUUGGGGAGGCUAAUACGUACGCACAGGAGUUUCAGGCAGGUCAUGGCGAUGCGGAUGCCGAAGUGGAGGAGUACGUGGAUAACGAGGACAACGAGGAUACGGAAGGCCUCCAGGUACAUGGUGACGUGGAAGGAGAAGAAACUGACGGCACGGCUGGUGGUGCUUUGGCGGAGGUUGAAGGGGGCAGGGGUCGCAAGGGCCCUGGUGUCCGCAAAGACAGAAACUCGCCUGGAUGGACCGGCGACAUUGUGGGUGGAGGCCGCUCCCGCUACCUGGGCUACUCGUUGGAACGGGCGGACGUGGAGUUCACAGUGUCCGUGGCCAUGAUCGUGUGGGACGGAUACGUCUCGAAGGUGCUGUGGGACGCCUACAAGGAGGGCGACACCCCCCCAUCGUGGCCCGAGCAAUGGGCACUGGCUAAGGGACUUCCGAAAGGCCUGUGGACAUGCAUGUGGUCUCGUGCCAUCUGCGGCGACAAAGACAGGCUGACCAAGUUUUUCACGCACGUCAAAGCGUAUCAGAGCGGUGGUUUGGACUUCCAGCCCGCUGUGUGUCUCGCCGUCGGUGCCAUUGCGGCCAACGCGGAGGCGCGCGACACGAAGGCUGCUAUCGCGUAUGGGGUCACCAUCGCUUCCACGGUCGCCGCCGCUUGGUACUUGGUCUCACACAAGGCUCCACAGUUUGCGCAAGCUUGCCAGUGGGCUGUGGACGUGGGGAAGAAGCUCGACCGAGCCAAUGCCUUCCCGAACCUCUUGGACCAGUUGCUGAAGGUCAUGGAGGCGGUCGUGCUUGCUGUGAAGCUGGCGGGCGAAGUGGAAGGUGCGCUUGCGAAUGGGACGACGUUCGUCAAUCAGGUCACUACGCAGGCUCUGACGACGGUGAACAUGUCGGAGGAUCCUUGGGGGAAGUUCAUCGCGGGUGAACUUCUGCACACCUUGGCCUAUUGGGCUGACAGCCCGGACGGACGUGCUUCCAUGCAGGCAGUCGGCAUGGUGGUUCCACUUUCGGAGGCCAUGACGAAGCUCACCGUGUACAGGAUGAAGCGCACCUACAGGUUCAACAAGUGGGAGCUUCCCGGAUCUGCGCCGGCACGAGCUCGCGCACGCGGUGGUCGCGUGGGCCAGCAGCAGCAGGGAGGUGGUCGCGUGGGCCAGCAGCACGGAUCGUGCACCACACGCUGA
This is a messenger RNA of Closterium sp. Yama58-4, 3225 nucleotides long. NCBI's taxonomy places the organism in Eukaryota, Viridiplantae, Streptophyta, Zygnematophyceae, Desmidiales, Closteriaceae. The record is from the annotation of a GenBank genome assembly.